UAAACUUUUUCCAACAUUAUAAUCUCUCUUUGCUUCAUUGAAGGAGAAAUAUAUCAAGUGAUCUAAUGGAAGGUGGUGGACAAAAAGAAAGCUCAUUGCAUGACAUGAAGCUUUUGUUCGUUGAGAUGGGUGUUGGCUAUGAUCUUCAUGGUCAAGACAUAACAGCUGCUGCAAUGAGAGCAUGUAGAGAUGCAAUCGCUACCAAUUCACUUCCAGCAUUCCUAAAAGGUUGCAUCCCUGGUGUGACAUCUGAUGACAUGAAACUACAUGUCAAACUGGGGGUGCCUCAUCCUCUGCAACAAAACUUGGAUAAGGAUAAAAUAAAGUCUGUGUUUCCAUAUGGGGAAAUUAUGAAGUUUGACGUAGUGGAUGGUGGACUAGUGUGCUCAACUGAAGAAGUAGCUGAGAAGAACGAUGACUGCUACAUUGUUAAUGCUGCUGUGUAUGUUGGCUACUAAUCUUAGCUACCUUGGGUUAGUUUCACUUCCUUUUACGUACUGC
Messenger RNA from Vigna umbellata (rice bean), 501 nucleotides. RefSeq lists its product as uncharacterized. Lineage: Eukaryota; Viridiplantae; Streptophyta; Magnoliopsida; Fabales; Fabaceae. The record is from RefSeq and is a predicted model, not a curated record.